This is a messenger RNA of Spirodela intermedia, 1409 nucleotides long. The record is from the annotation of a GenBank genome assembly. NCBI's taxonomy places the organism in Eukaryota, Viridiplantae, Streptophyta, Magnoliopsida, Alismatales, Araceae.
AUGGCAGGCGGAGAGGACGAGCAGGAGGUCCGCAGCGAGGGUGGCAAGGACCUGUACGCGGUGCUGGGGCUGAAGAAGGAGUGCUCCACGGCGGACCUGAGGAGCGCCUACAAGAGGCUUGCUCUGGUCAGUCUGCUGGGGAUUUACAUUUCUUUUCUUAGAGAUUCAUUUCUGCUCGGGAGGGAACGAGGAAGGAGAGAGGAAGAUUUACCUGCGCAUUUUUUGAAUUCUUGUCGUCUGAUGAAGGAAUCCCUCCUAAACUCCUGGUUUCCCGUUUUUCCCCAAAUGAUCUCGUCGAAUCGUCGGAGAGGGGACGGCAGAGAUGGCAUCCGGACCGGUGCUCGACAGCAGGGAGCGGAAGGUCGGCGGACGAGGCCAAGUCCAAGUUCCAGGCGAUCCAGGAGGCCUACUCCGGUACGCAAGCGACCUUCCUCUCCAUUACCGAUGUUAAUAUUCAGCACCGAUGACGACGCUCCCUCUUCUCUCCUCUUUGCUUCCUUCCCACCGGCGAUCUGAGCAGUUCUGUCGGACGCGAGCAAGAGAUCCCAGUACGACGUCGGAGGGUUUCACGGCGGCGAGGACGACGCCGACGUAACUCUCACAUAUACCGCCGUUUCCGCCAUUAUUGUAAUUUCCCUUGCUCCCCGUGAUGAUCCCUGACGACGGUGACGGAUCAGGAGAUGGGCGACUUCCUUGGGGAGAUGGUGACCAUGAUGAACCAGACCGCGCCGACGGUAGCCGUCCGAAUCUGUGGGUCUCCAUUACGAGACGGAGAGUUGACUUUUAAUCCUCCUCCCCUGCCUGGUUUUCUCUUCCCCCCACCCUCCGGUGAGUUUGCAGGCCGGCGGGAGCGAGACGUUUGAGGAGCUGCAGCGGCUGUUCUUCGAGAUGUUCGAGUCCGACGUCGAGUUGCUCAGGGAAUCACCGGCGAGGUGUCGCGAUAGGCGAAACUCCGGCUUCUUCACCGGCUUCGACUUCUCCGCGUCCUCCUCCUCCGGCAGCGGCGGCGGCGGAGGAGGAGGAGGAGGAGGAGGAGGAGGAGGAUAUAAGCGGGACGGCGUGGAACUCUACUCUGACCAGGCAAAGGCCAUGGCCGGCGGCGACGCCGGCGACCUGGUCGGUAUCGGGCCGGCCGGCGUCUUCUGUGUUGGGGUGAGCUGUCUAAUCCUCUCUCUCCGUUCUCUUCCCACCAGCUGCUGGAUUCGACGGUCGUCGGAGUCUUUACUGAGAAGGAUCCCUCUACCCUGGUCUUCUCCGGUGGCUCCUCCUGCGUCUUGCAGUUGGACGACCGGAAUACCUCGUCACCGGCGGCGAAGGGCCAGGAAGGGGGCGGCGGCAGGCGGAGGCCCGGGAGGAAGCAGCAGCCCUCUUCAAGGUUCGGGGUUUCUUCUCAUUGUAGACGGGGUUAA